Molecule: messenger RNA, 213 nt
Organism: Clunio marinus
Lineage: Eukaryota; Metazoa; Arthropoda; Insecta; Diptera; Chironomidae
Source: the annotation of a GenBank genome assembly
AUGAAACAUGUGUGCGUUCCUGUGCCGGAUGAAGACCCAUGUGAUGCAUUAGUAGCAACUGCAAUGUUUUUUUAUUCAGAUUCUGUCGACAUGCUGAUAGUCCUCAGUGCACAAUGCAAAAAUGAACUAAAUGCUUUGUCAUUUGCAAACGAAGAGGAAUUUGAUGCAUUUAACGCUGAGUUCUACACUACAGGACAUUGCAUUAAAGAGUGA